CAGGGUGUGUCCAAAUUUUCAAGAAAUGGCCGCAAAACAAGCAGAUCUAAUUGACGUUGCAGCAGAAUUAGUAAAAUAUCAACAAAGUUCAAUAAAAAAAAAAAAAGACGAUUUACAAGUCUUUACUAAAGCAAUCACAGAUAUCGCUUUAUCAUUUACUGCUUUUAAAAUAUUUUGGGAUGAGCAAAGAGAAACACUUUCCAGGAUUUUUAAAAAUUUGAAUACUGCAAGUAAAGACAAUAGAGUCAACAAACUUAAGGUUAAACUUAUCG
This is a messenger RNA of Racocetra persica, 272 nucleotides long. The record is from the annotation of a GenBank genome assembly. Lineage: Eukaryota; Fungi; Glomeromycota; Glomeromycetes; Diversisporales; Gigasporaceae.